Molecule: messenger RNA, 4423 nt
Organism: Sceloporus undulatus (fence lizard)
Lineage: Eukaryota; Metazoa; Chordata; Lepidosauria; Squamata; Phrynosomatidae
Gene: RHOV
Product: ras homolog family member V
Exons: 5
Coding region: 430-1293 (287 amino acids)
Biological process (GO): small GTPase-mediated signal transduction
Molecular function (GO): GTPase activity; GTP binding
Source: RefSeq, a predicted model, not a curated record
UCCUUCCUUGCCUGACACCUUUGUGGCACAACCUCUUCUUUUCCAAGGCCCUUACUUCUUGAUGGUUUCCCUUGGGACCCUCACCUCUCUAUCUGCAUUCUUGCUUCAGGAAGAUCUUCCUCUUUAUCCUUCAGCCAUAUUGUCAUGUUUGGCAACACUGCUAGUGAAGGUAUUUAAAGAUCCAGUCUGAGCAAUAAGAUACUACUGGUAUGAUCUUCUGGCUAUUGGUAGCAUAUGGAUACACCAGUCAUCUUAAGCAAAGCUUCGAUCUGCUUGGAGAGAUGUUGACAAAAGAACACAACACAAGAGCACCAUCCCUUGAGGCAUGAAUUAUUUGAAGCAGAAUAUGCAAGUCAUUUUAAAUAUUCAGCUUCUAGAAACUCUCAGCCAGCAUGGGUAACUUUUCCAAGCUGUGAUUUGAAAUUUCCAAUGAUAACACUUUUGGGCAACUUCUUCUCCAAGGUGGUCACGCCAGAAGCAAGUCAGAAAGAAGAGAUUGUUGAAGCAAGACUAGCCAAGACUGGUUUGAAGUCACCCAACUUUUGCAAAGGAGAGGCACCAAAGGUCUCCCUUCCCACUGGCCAAAGGAUGCCUCCCCAGGAGUUACUGGAUUACUCCCCCUUGAGAAGGAGAAGAAGAUGCAGCACCCCCAGCAGAGGCAGUGGCUCAGAGCUGGGCAUCAAAUGUGUCCUCAUUGGGGAUGGGGCAGUGGGCAAAACCAGCCUGAUUGUGAGCUACACCACCAAUGGCUACCCUGAUCAAUACCAGCCCACUGCCCUGGACACCUUCUCAGUUCAGGUCCUGGUGGAUGGUGCACCAGUCCGUAUCCAGUUAUGGGACACUGCAGGACAGGAAGAUUUUGAUUGCCUGCGUGCACUCUGUUAUUCUGACACUGAUGUCUUCCUGGUCUGCUUCAGUGUUGUCAACCCUACAUCCUUCCAAAAUAUUACAGAAAAAUGGAUCCCCGAAAUACGAACUCACAAUCCACAGACUCCAGUGGUUCUAGUUGGAACACAGGCUGAUUUACGGGAUGAUGUCAAUGUGCUGAUCAGCCUGGACCGCUGCCACGUAAAGCCUGUACCAAGAACUCAGGCUGAAGGCCUGGCUGAAAAAAUCCGGGCUCAGACUUAUGUAGAGUGCUCUGCCCUGACUCAAAAGAACUUGAAGGAGGUGUUUGACACAGCCAUCGUCAGUGCUGUGGAACACAAGGCGCAACAGGAAAAGAAAAUGACCGCCAAGGGAAUCAAAACCCUCUCCAAAUGCCGAUGGAAGAAAUUUUUCUGCUUUGUCUGAAGCUGGUUUGGCCUAAAAGCCAGACAUGGACCUCAGUACUUCUCCCUGAGAGGGUGAAGUAACUGACUAACAGCUUCAUCAAGGAGAGUGUUGUAAGCCAAAGUGACCUGGAGCCCCACCUCUUACUGGGUUAUGGUAGGACUUGCCUGGAAGACAGGAAGUGGACUUGUAUAGCAUCAAGACAUUGAAUGGGCCAUGCAGCCUUUAACCAACUGGGAGGUCUUGCCCAGGGCCAGGGCCAAAGACAUUCUUCUGCCUGAGGCAGAGAAGACAGAGCUGUCCACACUCAACAUACAGAAGUUAACUAUACUAGCAGUUGAAUCAGUAGAGCUUCCCCAUCAGAUGUGAGGAUAGGAGAUAGUUUAAGGGAUACAAUGCAAAUUAGCUUAGAUGGUUCAAGAGGAGCAAUGAGAGGCUCCUGCUGUUGCCAAACCUGCCACCUGAGGUGAGGACAAGACUUGGGUUUGUUGCUUUGUUUAGACUCUGAAGUUACUAUUUUACAUAAUCAGGCAGUGUGGUCAUUUUCAGAAGCUCCUUCCUGAAAAUUAAUUAAAUGUUGAUUUCAAACUUUGAAAGUUAUAUCUAAUUUUCAGCACACAGUUUAAGAUAGACUGAGUUCUUCACAGCAAGUAGAAUGCAAAAUAAUAUGACCUGCUCAGGUGAAAGGAUCAAUUUCACCUUCCCUUCAAACAGGACAAAGGUAAAAUGUAAAGUGGGAAUUGCAAAAUGGGAGAAGCAUGUGAUGAAAGAAUAGAAGAAAGGAGAGAGAGAGAAUUUGAAAAUGUUACAUUUUUGGAUAACUGCAUCUGGAGUCCCUCAUGUUAGAUGAGGGAUUCUGAGAGUUGUAGUCUAUAGUUUCCCCAAGGCCUGAAGUGGGGGGAUGCUAGAGUUUAAAGAGGUUUAAAGGAAGGAACAGAGCAACUUUGGGAGGGAGAGCUAAUAGUGCUGGAGUUUAAGUAAUGCUGGCAGGCAAUUGUUAAGCAACUGGAAUGCUUAAUGACUUCAUUGGUUGAUUGUUAGUCAUACCUCAGAUUCAAAUGAAGGAAGUUGACCUGGGAAUGAGGAAAUACAAUUGUCAGGGAAAUAAAAUGUUUUAUGUGAUAUAUAAAAAGCAAGAGGAGACUACAUUUCUCCUUGCGUGGGGAAAACACUUGGCCCUGCUCCCUAUGGUUGUAGAGUGAGAACCAUGUGUCUAGAGAAUAGUUGUGUACUACAACCAUUAGGUUGGUAUCACAGGGGAGCACACAUAGAUAAAGAUGGAGCACUGAAUCGUAAUGCAAGCUUGAAGCUUUCUAGAAGACACAGGAAGGCUUACUUCACUCUGUACACACUACAGGGGAAGAAACAGCAUUGUUUUAGAAGUGCAUACACUGUACUAUAAUUUCAUGGUUUCAGCUCUGUUACGGCAUUAUUCCAAAGCAUGUGGAAAUGAGACAUGAAGAGGAUGUAUGGCCACACACAGAAGUUCUGAUAAGGUUCUAUUCCCAACCUCAGUGUGGGGAUUAGUGCAAAGGUUUGAAGCACUGAGGCUUAGUUAGGAAGGUUCCUGGCAUUGUUGGGUUUCAGCUUCCACAAUCUGUCACUAUUAGCCAUGGUGAAAGGUCUUGCAUGGUGACUGGGACUUCUAUGAGUUUGAGUCCAACAGCAUCUGGAACUCUCCUGCCCUCAUUGAUAAUCUAUGGUAGGGAGAUUCAAAGAACAUACAGCUGAAUGUCUUUGAUGGUUUCUUGCCAUCUUUAAUUCUGUAUUCUCAUGGUUCCUGAUCAAAAGCAUUAAGUUGGCAACACUCAGAAUACUGUAUUCCUUUAAUGGUUCACAACAUUUGGCUUCGAGAUGUUUUGGACUGCAACUCACAAAGGCCCCAGCUAGCCUAUUUAAUUCUCAAGGAUUCUGGAAUUUGAAGUCCAAAACAUCAGGUGGACCAAAGACUGAGGACUGCUGCUUUAGAUAUUCAUGGUGAACAUGCAAGGUCAGGUAGAUCAAGAAGCAAGUCGUGGGGAAUUGGCAUCUACACCUUCUUUACACAUUACUUUGACAUGGUUUGGCAUAAUGCAUACAUAAAGCUUAAGUCUCUUGUAAUUUUAAGACUGAAAAUGUUAUAAAUGGGAGUAUUUCAGAAUUUAAGUUACUUAAGGCUGGAAACCUCUUUGAAUAUUUCAGAAUUCAAGGUACUUAAGGCUGGAAUCUAUUGCCUAAGGAGCUAUCCAGUACUUCCUUGUGCAACACCUUUGUCCUAGAUGGUUCCUAGGUACAUCCCCACCACUCUAGUCAGUAAUUAACCAUAGAGAUGUACCUGAAUGCUGUCUUGUGCAUUUGGAAAGAAGAAGCAGCCUCCAUUGUCAUCUAGGGGCUAAAAAUUCCCCUAUCUCCCAUGGUGUGCAAAAGCACUCUUACAGGCUGACCUUAUGCAUCCAGGGAAGGAGAAAUAGCUAAUUAAUCCUCCAAGAAUCAACAUAAGUAGUAGUGGAGAUUUAUACUUCACUCAUAGGCCAAUAAGAUCUCGGCCUCUGCAGGUCUUCAGGAAGUGUAAGCAAGUAGCUAGAAUGUAAGCAGCUUUGCUUAUAUGCAUGGAUCAUUGUUCUUAGGGCCACUUCACAUAUAGUGAGAGAAAUAUGAUUUCUGUGUAGUAAAUAGCAUCCAAACUGGGCACAUGUGAUUAUUAUCAAUACCUCCUUUUUUGCUGCACACACUUAUAGUGGGAAACUGAGCCAUGACUUCCAAGCAUUUAUAUGAUCAGCACCCAGUUUUCUGGUUGGAAACAUAUCAUGUGGUUGAAGCAUCAGUGUCCCCAUGUUGCACAGCAUGGUUUUGCUUUAUCAUUGCAGGGGGAACCUUGCAUGUUGGGUCUUUAUGCAUUUCCACUGUGUACACUGAGAGUUUCUUGAAAUACAACUGAACAUUAGGGCAGUCUAGAGCUAGGGAUCAAAUCUCAAAGGCCGUGCCAACAGCAGAAUUUCUCUGCGUCCACCACAGUACUGAGGGAUUCAUGGGAGAUAAUCAGCUCAUGUAGCAUUGUGUAGAUGCUAAAAUGUUCCUUCCAGAUAAAGAAAUAGGACUCAGUCCUGUGCCCAUUGUGCUAGAGACUAUGUAUCAUACCCUGUUAAAUGAGCAAAUAAAGAUGUUCUGUUUG